Messenger RNA from Saccostrea cuccullata (small rock oyster), 1644 nucleotides. RefSeq names its product dnaJ homolog subfamily C member 27-like. The transcript is spliced from 7 exons. Lineage: Eukaryota; Metazoa; Mollusca; Bivalvia; Ostreida; Ostreidae. Bases 269 to 1075 code for a protein of 268 amino acids. Gene Ontology annotation, biological process: phagosome-lysosome fusion. The record is from RefSeq and is a predicted model, not a curated record. Gene Ontology annotation, cellular component: late endosome; phagocytic vesicle; lysosome. Gene Ontology annotation, molecular function: GTPase activity; GTP binding.
AGUGAAAUUCCGCUCCCUUGCUUUGAGUUGCCAAAGACGCUUUCAGCUUCAAGAGUUAUCUGCAAGAUUAAUAUUUGGGGGAAUGAAGAGAAGAUAUUUGAAGUAGACUUUUGUGAAUCUUAAUCAGAUGUUUGUUACCAUGAAAGUUAUACAUAUUUACCGUGAUAGAGAAACGAAAGAAAUUCUGAUCAUUAUAUGAUGACAUGUAAAUAUUUUUUUUGUGUUUACAACUUACACAUGAUAGUUGAGGUUUGGUAAAAAAUUAAAGAUGACAGGAAUGGACAAGAAGUCGAAAAAGCCGCUGAGAAUAAAAAUAAUCAGCAUGGGGAACGCUGAGACAGGAAAGAGCUGCAUCAUUAAGCGAUAUUGUGAGAAGAGGUUUGUUCACAAGUACCUAGCCACUAUAGGGAUUGAUUAUGGGGUAACAAAAGUGACGGUCAGAGACAGAGAAAUUAAGGUGAACAUCUUUGAUAUGGCUGGACAUCCCAUAUUUUACGAGGUGCGGAAUGAGUUUUAUAAGGACACACAGGGAGCUGUGGUCGUAUUUGACGUUAACGAUAGACAGAGUUUUGACGCACUUGACAGCUGGAUGCUGGAAAUGCAGAAUGAAAUUGGGAACCAGUCAGAAAUGGACAACGUUGUCGUGUGUGUUUGUGCUAACAAGUCGGAUAAGAAGAGGGUGGUGGAUGAAGCUGAGGCCAGAAUCUGGACAGAGACCAAGGGCUACCAUUACUUUGAGACGUCAGCCCAGACGGGAGAGGGUGUGUCAGAAAUGUUCCAGACGCUGUUUGAGUCUGUUGUCACGGCUUUUGAGAACGGAGGAAAGCGAGUCCCAGUACAGACCACACUUGGCUACUCAAAGGAGCAGGUGGAUGCCAUUCAGAAACUCCGCAAUGCAAAAAACGAUUAUGAGAGACUGGGACUGCCUCCAGGUGCUACAAAGGAUGAUGUAAAUCGUGCGUACAGGAAGUUGGCGGUCCUGCUCCACCCAGACAAAAGCGUGGCCCCUGGGAGUGAGGAAGCCUUCAAACUUCUGGUGGCUGCCAGGACGACACUACUGAAGCGCUGCCAAUAGCGGCCCCCACUGCCCUCAUGUCUUUCUAUCAAAAUCUGUGAUAAACGCUACAUCAUCUCAUCCCACCAAGCUAUCAUACCAUUCUAAAAGCAUCACUGCAGAGUUCAGUUCCACUCUGUACCAUUUGUAACUGUAGAUCUGAUGUUGUGUCAUCAUUGAAGCAUUCUCAUGUGUGUCACUAAGGUUAUUUCCUCAAUAAAAGUUGAAUUUCUGGACCAGAGAAAUCAACAGGAUAAAAAAGUGCUGUAAUAUAUUGUAACAAUAUCUGUGCUGAAACAUCAUAAAUGGAAAAAAUAUGUGUGUAAUUGUAGAUUUGUAGAGUUAUUUAGAAUUUAAUUCACCAAUGAUCGAUUGUACAGUUGUGUUUUAUUUGGUGUUGUGUUAUAAUGCAUAGCAGAAUGUGUGAGUAUUGGAUAGAAUAGGUUAUACAUACAUGUACACCUGUACUUAUGUAGAUUAUUUUAAUUGUGAUCCAGUGGGUCAAAAUGUUAUGUAAUAUUACAGCCUUCUCUGUUUCUCUGAUCAAAUACAGCUACCAUCUGCCAGGAUUUUUAUUUACAAAUGUUUAC